Triticum dicoccoides is the source of this 990-nucleotide messenger RNA. Its product is annotated as selT-like protein. NCBI's taxonomy places the organism in Eukaryota, Viridiplantae, Streptophyta, Magnoliopsida, Poales, Poaceae. The transcript is spliced from 5 exons. The record is from RefSeq and is a predicted model, not a curated record. Gene Ontology annotation, biological process: cell redox homeostasis. Gene Ontology annotation, cellular component: endoplasmic reticulum membrane. Gene Ontology annotation, molecular function: thioredoxin-disulfide reductase (NADPH) activity. The coding region runs from base 72 to 734 and encodes 220 amino acids.
CGGCUCCGCCUCUUUCCGUUCCGCGUCCCAGGAAAAAAGAAGGGAGGAGAGCGGGCGACCGGAAGGCGGCGAUGGCCAUGGACCGCGUGCAGCUCCUCCUCGUCGGCCUCCCCGCGCUCCUCUUCAUCUCCGACCUCUCCCACAUCUUCGCGCCGCCGCCUCCCCACCUGCGCCACCCCCAUGGCCACCCCCCGCGCCACCCGGACCCCGCCGCCGCUGCCAUACAGCAGCCCAAUCUGGAGGGAGGAGCUGGAUUCGGCACGACCGUGGAGCUGCAGUUCUGCGCCUCCUGCUCGUACAAGGGAAAUGCAAUGACCAUGAAGCGCAUGCUGGAAACAUCAUUUCCUGGCAUUAAUGUUUUCUUGCAUAAUUAUCCGCCAGCCUUCCCCAAGCGGGUACUGAGCAAAAUCAUGCCAGUCAUUCAAGUUGGAGCCAUUGCAACAAUAAUGGCUGGUGACCAGAUUUUCCCCAGACUUGGCAUUACUCCACCUCCAUUGUUUUACUCGUUGCGUGCCAAUAGAUUUGGAACCAUGGCGACAAUUUGGCUAAUUGGCAAUUUUGCCCAGUCUUUCCUACAAAGUUCUGGUGCCUUUGAAGUUUACUGCAAUGGAGAUUUGGUUUUCUCGAAACUAGCUGAACAGAGGUUCCCUAGCGAGUUUGAGCUGCGCGAUCUCAUCGGCAGCAGGCUGCCACCUUCUCCAUUCGGGAAAAACAUGGGAAACGUCUUGUCUUAGUCGAUGAUCUCAGAAAGAAUAUCGUACUCAGCGCGGAUGUAUCUCUAGUUCUCUACUAAGGUAUUUUAUGGUUAGCUAGCUGAUCUCGAUCCUAUCGAAACUCCACAGCUUGCCUGUAAACACUAGCUUCCGAAUAUGCGCGUGGUUUGUAAAUGCCCUAAAAAUAACUUGCACGAGACAGUGACUGACAGUGCGAUCGAUACUGCUGUAUGAACACCUCCCACUAUAAUCGUGAUUGCCUGAUGCUGCUAUGCUA